UUGUUUAUGUGGUUGCAUUUAUAUGCUAUCUUUCUUCUAUAUCUGAAAAACUCUCUGUAGCUAUUUUGUUCUUCAACAAUGGCUGCAACAGCUACUACUACAAGUGCUUCCAUUUUCAAUUCUUCUAAGCAAAUCACACCUCUUUCUACCAGAAUUACAGCUAGUAGUUUCUUGGGUGCUCGAUUUUCGUGCAAUUAUCCGACUAAGAGAAACUUAACUAAAAUCAGUCGAAAAUUCAGUGUUUCUGCUGCUUCUUCAGUCGCGGUCGCAGCGCCUCCAUCAGAGGAAAUUAAAGAAUACGUGCUUCCUACAUGGGCUGAAUUCGACAUUGGAAGAGCUCCAGUGUACUGGAAAACUAUGAAUGGUCUUCCUCCUAGUGCUGGAGAAAGAUUGAAGUUAUUCUAUAAUCCAACUGCAAACAAGCUUGUUCCUAAUCAAGAAUUCGGAAUUGCUUUUAAUGGAGGUUUUAAUCAGCCAAUCAUGUGUGGUGGUGAGCCGAGAGUGAUGCUCCAGAAAGUUAGAGGAAAAGCUGAUCUUCCUAUUUACACGAUUCAAAUAUGUAUCCCAAAGCAUGCGUUGAGUUUGAUAUUCUCGUUUACAAAUGGAACUGAUUGGGAUGGUCCCUAUAGACUUCAGUUUCAAGUCCCGAAAGCUUGGAGAAAUAGACCAACCGAAUUUUUCACCGAGGGUCUUGCGGAGGAAUUGAGUAAAGAAGGUGCAUGCGACGAAGCCAUAUUUCCAGACUCGACCGUUGUUGGCACAACAUGUGCCAUGAUUGGCAACUUAACACUCGAAGGAGGCGAUCGGUGCAAUCUUGACAUAGUAACUGGAUGUACGGAUCCAGGCUCAGAAAUGUUCGAUCCACUUGCCACAGUGGAUGAUGGCUCUUGCCCUCCUUACUCCGAUUCCGAUUAGCAUCAUAUUUAUAGUUCGGGAUUUGGAAAUUCCUAUAUUUAUAAGAUUAAGUACUCUUGUAUACUACAAUCGGGCUCGUGUAUAUAACGCUUCGGUAGCCACAUACUCGAAUUUUCUUGAAAAUAUGUUGUUGAUGAAAAUAAAAUAAAUUGGAUUACAUAUUGUUUGUUCCAUAUCCAUUUGGAUUAAUCUUGGAGAGUGGAUAUCUAGAUAUAUGAUGACUUCUUGAGC
Erythranthe guttata (spotted monkey flower) is the source of this 1146-nucleotide messenger RNA. RefSeq names its product post-illumination chlorophyll fluorescence increase (gene PIFI). The record is from RefSeq and is a predicted model, not a curated record. Gene Ontology annotation, cellular component: chloroplast stroma; thylakoid. Gene Ontology annotation, biological process: chlororespiration. Lineage: Eukaryota; Viridiplantae; Streptophyta; Magnoliopsida; Lamiales; Phrymaceae.